Molecule: messenger RNA, 8811 nt
Organism: Oncorhynchus keta (chum salmon)
Lineage: Eukaryota; Metazoa; Chordata; Actinopteri; Salmoniformes; Salmonidae
Product: centrosomal protein of 170 kDa protein B-like
Exons: 19
Coding region: 275-5380 (1701 amino acids)
Molecular function (GO): protein binding
Source: RefSeq, a predicted model, not a curated record
AUAGUUAGCGUCACUGGAAGAAGUCGAGCCUUGUGCGCGUCAGAGAAAGUGAAGUGGAAUCUCAGGGUUUGUCGGCUUGUCAAGUGAAUGUUGAAGUGAGGGUGUGUUCGCCAUUUACCUGGACGGCCAUCAGUGCUCUUGUGACUACUUUACUAAACGAGGACACAGAUACAACUGUACAUUUGUAUUUAUUGUGUUAACGCUGGCUACUCUUCUGAAGAAAGCAGGGUCCGGAUUAAAGGAUGUGAAGAAGGCUCUGAGUCGGGGCUCCAAGAUGAGUGUGACGUCAUGGUUCCUGGUCAGCAGCUCAGGUACAAGACAUCGGUUGCCACCAGAGAUGAUCUUUGUAGGCCGGGAGGAGUGCGAGCUCAUGUUGCAGUCGCGCAGUGUGGACAAGCAGCAUGCAGUCAUCAACUACAACCCAGCCACAGACGAGCACAUGGUGAAGGACCUGGGCAGCCUGAACGGGACUUUUGUGAAUGAUCUGAGAAUCCCAGACGAAACUUACAUUACCCUGAUGCUCUCUGAUGUCAUCCGCUUUGGAUAUGAUUCUCAUGUGUACAUCCUGGAGAGGAGUCAACACAAGGUGCCAGAGGAGGCUCUCAAACAUGAGAAGUACACCAGCCAGCUGCAGAUGAGUAUGAAGGCACUGGAGGCCAGGAAGAAGGAGAAGGAGAGGCAACAUGCUAAGGAGAAGACCAGAGACUCAUCCUGCUUCAAACAGGAGAAAGCCGAGCAUAAAGCUGCCCUCGCAGCAGUGGCCAGCGAGACUCCAGUGUCCAGACCCACUCCUCUGUAUGGGCAGCCGUUGUGGUGGGGGGAGGAUGAUGCUGAACACAGUGGAGGACAGCGGCCAGACGAGGACCCUGCAGAGAAUACUAAAGAGGGCUCCAGACAUGAGAUCGGCGGCUCCCUGUCAGACAGCCAGGCCAAGACAAUCUACUCACACCACAGGGAGCCAAGCUACUUUGAGAUACCCACCAAGGAGUUCCAGCAGCAGGAGCUCCAUGAGGUUCCCACUAAGGACACUGACCCCCCUUCUGUCCCUGUUCUCCCUCCAGUCCCCACCUCCACACCCCCUGUGGUGCAGAGCCACGCCUCCUUCACCAUUGAGUUUGAUGAAUGCACACCAAGCAAGAUCAAGAUCAAGGACCAUGUGACAAAGUUUUCCUUCCGCCAGCAACGCAAGCUCCCGGGUAAGGAGGCGGUGACAGCGCCCACUGAGGUGAUAUCAGCGGAGUGCAAGGUGGCUGAUUGGCUGGUCCAAAGCGAUGUGAGCAUGAUGAGGAGGAGGUCUCGGACAGAGGACAUGUUCAGCUCAAAGAGUGGCCUGCCCUUCUGCAACGAGGCUUCCACAGGCCACCACGAUGAGGAUGGGACUCGGAGUGACUCUGAGGAUCCUGUUGUAAACGGGAAACGGGCUAUACAAUUAAAGCCACCGAUGGGCCCUCACAAAUCUCUACCACCCCAGCUGACCCUCCCUAGACCCUUCACCAACCCUGACUCAGCGGAUCCUCAGUCUCACUCCCCUCCUCCAAGCCAGGACAAAACAGACCCCCAGCAGGGCUUCGUCAUUGAGUUCUUUGACGACAAUCCACGCAAGAAGCGCUCACAGUCCUUCACCAACAACACUGGCCAGCUCGACAGCCCGGCCCUCAGGAACAAGCCGGAGAAAAGGUGCGACCCCAGCACCCCCACCCAGCAGUACACCAUUCCCUUGAAGGGCCCGGGUUCUGGAGGCCCCCAGAGGGCCGGCUCCCUGAGGAGGGAGAAGAUGGAGGAUCGGAUCAGUAACGACAUCUCCUCCUGCUCCAUCCCUCCCAGGCUGUUUAGAAGUGUGGGACGCAGGUCCAAACUGGCCCAGGACUUCACGGCUGAGUUCCUGAGGGAGUCCAGACAGGAGUCUAGGCCGAGCAUGAACACAACCUGGGAGAAGAAUACGUCUCCUCUGUCUCCUACUACCAGCCCCCCACCAACAGUAGAGGCAAUAGCACCCCACUCCCACCCCCACCAGACCACACCAAGCCCCCCUCAGCCAUACCUGACUCAGACUUCAUCCUGUACCCACCAGUCUGUGCCCCUGAAAGCCCCUCUAAUGCCCAUGGCCCCACGCAGCCUGGAGGCCCCACGCAGCCUGGAGGCCCCACGCAGCCUGGAGGCCCCACGCAGCCUGGAGGCCCCACGCAGCCUGGAGGCCCCACGCAGCCUGGAGGCCCCACGCAGCCUGGAGGCCCCACGCAGCCUGGAGGCCCCACGCAGCCUGGAGGCCCCACGCAGCCUGGAGGCCCCACGCAGCCUGGAGGCCACAAGCCCCAAAGGCCUGGGGAACGAGGAGGAUGAUACCUUGAGUGAAGCAGGCACCUACACCAUUGAGACAGAGGUCCAGGAUAAAGAGGUGGAGGAGGCACGCAGCAAGAUAGAACAGGUGUUUGGUGUUGUUGAGGGGCUAGAGCAGCCCGGCCAGACUGCAGCAGCAGCAUGUAAGCCUGUUGAGUUUCAGGACAGGGAGGAGCGUAGGGAGAGUAGCUUGGUGGAUCUGAUGCCAGCUCCAGGGCAGGGACAGAAUCUGGUGCAGGUACCUGGUGGCUCUAAGUGGGUGUCUUGCUGGGCCAGCCUGGCAGACAGCUACACACACUCUGGCCCUGCCUCAGGCCUCUUCGAAAUCCCCUCACAGAUGGACCUGUCAGGAGGAGUUGGUGGGAGGACCGUCCAUCAGGCAACGCUCAGUCGGAACAUCAAUAGUGUGGAAUCGGAAGGCCCGAGUUCCAAAACACAGAGUAUUCCUUCUCAGGCACCAUCCAUGGAAAAUAAUGAGACUCCAACUCCCAGCAUUCUUAUCCAUCAGGACACUUACUCUACCUAUGAUAUCAAAGAGAGGAGCUUCAGAGUCCUUGGACCACAGGAGGACCUCCACAACCUGUCUGUACAGGACGACCUUGACCAAGACAGCCUGAGUGAUGCCAGUAAGUCAGACGACGGCUCCAUCGUGGAGCAGAGGAAGAUGCCCACACCAGAGAGGACAGACAAGAGUACAUCUCAGAGCAGUGAAAAGGAGAGGCCCACACUCCCAGCCAAGUCUACAUCAUUCUACAUUGGCUCUAAGGAGAGUGUUUCUAAACAGAAGCGGGGAUCCAGACCCAAUACACCCAGGAUUGAGAGAAAACCACCACCACAUCCCAACACACCACAGUUCUCCACAGCCACCCUGACCAAACAACAGGGUGGACAAGAAUUUCAGAAGACAGUCAAGCUCAACUCAUCAGCUCCCAAGCUUGACUACCAGGGCAGAGUCAGCCCUGAGCCCAACGAGGUGUCAGUGUCUCUGGUCAGGCAGGAGAGUUUCAUUAAGGACCAGCCAAGUGAUGCUGCGGUCACCAGACUCCCACACAUCUCCAGCCAGCCUUCUCUGAAUGACCCUGACCCUGCUGAGGCGUUCCAGGGUGUUUGCAGCCAGGACACCCACUCCUACCUCAAUGGGCCCGAGGAUGCUCUGGCUGCCCUGCUCCAGGCCCAGCCGCCUGAUGUUGUUCCUCGCCCCAUAGAUUACUCUCUGUCUGGGGAGUCUGACAUGGACUCAGCGAGCACUGCCAGCCUGCGCAACAACCAGACUGCCCCCAAGACUGGAUCCAAGAAGCCUUUGUUCACUAGUGGCCUUCAGAGGGAGAGGUCCUCUGCCAGCUCCUUCACCCAGGAGCCCAGUCGCCAGCAGUCAGCCUUCAAUCGCCUGUCCGAGAAGCGGCGGUCCCAGAGAGUGGACAGCAGCAGGAAGCCUGAACAAGACAGGAGGCUGGGAAUGAGAUGCUGUGUUGUAAAACAUGGCACCAUGGACCUGAGUGACGACCCCCAGAGCUUCAGCUUACCCUACUGGCCUGAAACCAUCUCCUCAGACCAGGAAGUCCCCCGGCCCGCUGCAUGCAAGAAGUACACCGUCCCCCUGCAGAAGGAGGAUCCCACUAAGUCCUCCAAAGUGGCACAGGCCCUAAGCCGCUCCAACAGCAUGUCUGCCCCACGGCCCACAAGAGCUUCAAUGCUUCGCCGGGCUCGCCUGGGCGAGGCAUCCGACAACGAGGUUACAGAGACAGACAGAAUCUCCCAGAACUCCCAGGAAGUCAGUGGGACCUCCAAGGCCUCCCAGGACAGUAAGAAGCAGCUCUCCAGGCUGGACAUGCUGGCUCUGCCCCGGAAGAGGACUAGCUCCUUCACCACUCCCAGUGAUACAGAGUCCUCAGCACCCAGGACAGGCUUCUCCAACCGCAGCACAGAGUCCAACAGCGGCUCUGGCCUUAAAGCCUCUGUGGCCGGGCCCAGCACUAAGCCUGCGCUAGGCAGGGCCUCUGGAGCUUCAGGCAAGCUCAUCACCCGCGUCCGCUCCAGCAGUGCCAAAUACACCAGCAGCACAGCCAGCUCUAGACGACGACAGAAAGGCUCUGACUACACCUCCACCUCCGAGGAGGAAAUUGACUCUAACCAGAGCACCCUUAAACACAAACGCUCACACACCCCCUCAGCUUCCCGCUCCCAGCCUCUCAUCCCCCCACGCCCCAAACCCCGCUCACAAGACUCGGACCAGGAGAGUCACGAGGGAGACGCCUACCAGAACUGGUCCUCUCACAGUGCUGAGAUAGCAAGACUGAGUCAGGACCUGGCUAAAGAUCUAUCCGUCCUGGCCAGGGAGAUCCAUGGUGUGACUGGUGAUGCUGAUCCUCAGAGCUCUUCUGCAGUGGAGGCCAAUACACCUGUCUCUACCAUCACCGCCAGGGAGGUGUUGGUCCAUCCCAUCCCAGAGGCUGCUGGUGUGAACUACCUUAGAGUUCCUCCUGGAUCCGCUGCAGCCAGGGACCCCGACCAAACCAUUAUGAAUGACCAGGAAUACAACUCUAAGCACAGAGGAUGGAACCAGGAAGUGGUUGUUGUGGAUGAUCUGAUGUUGAAUCCAGUGUCCCAGAUCUCUCUGGCUAUUCGAGAAAACACAGAGCAGCUAGCUGAGAAAAUAAAGGUACUAUUCCACAACAAAACUGACGUUUGGGGGGAGAUUGAAUCAAAGCUCAAUACUGAAAAUGACAUCCCUGUCCUGAAAGGCUCAAACAAGGAAAUCACAGCUAUUCUGAAAGAGCUCAGAAGAGUUCAGAGACAACUUGAAGUCAUCAACACUAUCAUUGAGCCCAGUGGAAAUCUUGAGCCAGCCAAAGCCUCCACUCCUAGUGCCGCCUCCACUCCUAGUGCCCCCUCCUCAGCCGGUUUGAAGCCAUCCAGGGCCCCUUCGAGAUACUGGAGAACCUCGGGUUCCCAGCAGGGUGGGGUUCCCUCUUCCAGCUCCAGGCCCAGUGAGAGUGUCAGGAGAUCAGUUGUGGCCUCUGAGGCAGAGAGCUACGUGGUCUGAGGUUUUGGAACACAGUGCCUCCCCUUCACUGCUACAUCACAAUUCCAGGUGUUGAGAGAGUGGAUUAGAGGGGGAAAUAGGCACUGCUAGAGAGAACUGUGGCCCCACCGCACAAAGACACUACUGUACUGUGUGUGCACUACUAGACAACUGCAAUGCGCAUUGAACUGCCAUGGUGUGAGAAAGGGGUUGUACGAGACACAAAGCCAUGCAGUGGUUAGUUCAGUCGAGGGAAAAUCACUUUAAAGGCCCAUUGCAACUGUUUUUAUAUCAAUAAAAAAACAAUUCUGGAUAACAUAUAUAAGGACCUUACUGUAAUAGAUAUAUAUUCAAAUUGACAAAAAUAACUUUUUACACAAACUAUUUCUCAAGCAAGAAUUUUGCUAGGACUGUCUGAGUGGAGAUGAAAAACUGAAAACUAGCUGUUCUUGGCAGAGGUUUGGAACUCUUUGUUAUUGUUAUUGGUCUAUUAACCAAUUUACCGCAUGGUGAUGUCACCAUGGAAAGCCGAAAUGUCCGCCCAUGCAAACCUGCUGAUUAGAAGGACCUGUCUAGAUUGUAUUUUCAACCAGCAACUCCAGGAUCAGUGUUAGUUUCAUCAGCUGUUGAACAAUAUGAUACAAAACACAUAAACAGAAUUUUGACCACACUGGGCCUUUAAGACAAGGUCAUUAUUCUGCCAUAUACCCUUGUUGAUCUCACGCUCAGAAAACUUAAGCAUACUUGCAUUUGAUUGAUUGAUUUCUAUAAUUUUAUUAAUUGGGGAAAUGUUGCCGCAAUCAGCUAGAGCACAGUAUAUUUAAAAACAGCUUGAGUAUAUUUUAUUUAAGGAAGUAUAUAUUACUAAAGUAAUUAACUAAUACAAUUAAAGCAUAUUUUGACUUUGCUUGAUUAAAUGUAUAAGUAAAGAAUUUAUAUUCUCCAGGAUUCCUUGAUGGUUUAUUCAAGACUUCAUCACUGCUUUCUUUGAAUACUCACUUUCGUUUGACUACUUUCUCCCUCUAUGGACCAGACCUAUUGAAGAAUGGCUAUUUAAUUUUAUUGAAGAAAGUAUUUAAUUGUAAUGAUUUAUAUAUUAUUAAAGAGUUUAUAAAUUUGCACUUGGACACUUGCUUUUGCGCAAAUAGAAUGUUAUUUUCCUGGUCUCUUAAAUGACAUUGAGGCAUUUUUUAAAUGAAAUGUAAGAAUGGCUCUAGGAGUCAUUGCUUUACAAGGUAUCUCAUGUUGCCAGUAGAAACUUUUGUGUAUGUAUUCUCUAGAGUCAAAGGUAGACAUCAGGUCUGCUUCCUCAUGCACUAUCUGACACUAUAGAUUUCCUUGUUCUCAGAACUGAAAGUCUGUGUGGAAUGUAUGUAUGUAUGGUUGGGUGGGCAGGGCUGGGGGGCUUAGUGCUGGGGUAGAACGUUUGUUUUAAUCACCUAGCAACAGCCAACUGCUGUAUCUGCGUAGCUCAGCCCAGAGAUUUUAGGCUUUGAAACAGAAUAAAACAAAGGACUCAUUCAGGGCUUCUACCAGCUAGCGCCAUUUGGAAAGUGUGUUUGUAUUGCUGAUAGGUUUGAUUGUCAUAACUGGUCAGUUGAUUGCACAGCUUUCAAUAAUGUGGUCAGACAUACAGUGAGCUCUAAAAGUAUUGGGACAGUGACACAUUUGUUGUUUUGGCUCUGUACUCCACAGCACUUUGGUUUUGACAUGAUAUAAUGACUAUGAGGUUAAAGUGCACACAACUUUAAUUUGAGGGUAUUUUCAUCCAUAUCGAGUGAGCCAUUUAGAAAUUACAGCACUUUGGUUUUGACAUGAUAUAAUGACUAUAGAGUGAACCAUUUAGAAAUUACAGCACUUUGUACAUAGUCCCCCAUUUUAGGGGACCAAAAGUGUUGAGACAAAUUCACUUGUGUAUUAAAGUUGUCAAGUUUAGUGUUUGGUCCCGUAUUCAUCGCAUGCAAUGACAAUGAUUAUAUCAAGCUUGUGAAUCUACAAUGUUGUUGGAUGCAUUUGCUGCUUGUUUUGGUUGUGUUUCAGAUUAUUUUGUGCCCAAUAUAAUGAAUUGUCAUUUUGGAGGUACUUUAAGAACAUAAUGUUUCCAAACACUUCUACAUUAAAUGUGGAUGAUACCAUGAUUACUGCUAAUCCUGAAUGAAUUGUGAAUAAUGAUGAGUGGGAAAGUUACAGAUGCACAAAUCAUACCCCCCCCCCACCAAAAUGCUAACCUCCCCUGAUAUUGUAAUGGUGAGAGGUUUGUGUGUCUUGGGGUAUGAUAUUAUCAUGGUAGCAUCCACAUUUUAAUGUAGAAGUGUUUAGAAAUAUUAUAUUGUUAUUUACAAUAAAAGUGACUAUAUAAAAUUACACCGUACAUUAUUUAUCAUUCAUUUCUUUUGGGCACAAAAUAAUCUGAAACGUAUCCAAAAUAAACAGCAAAUGGUUUUGGUCCCCUAAAAUGGGAGGACUAUGUACAAAAAGUGUUGUAAUUUCUAAAUGGUUCACCUGAUAUGAACAAAAAUACAUUCAACUUAAAGUAGUCAGUCUGCACUUUAACCUCAUAGUCAUUGUAUCAUUUCAAAUCCAAAGUGCUGGAAUACAGAGCCCAAACAACAACAACAAAAAGUGUCACUGUCCCAAUACUAUUGAAGCUCGCUGUAUCUCAGGGCAGUGUACUUUCUGUCCCCUUCUUGAUUCCACAGUUAUACAUUAAAUCAAAAUGUCAUGCUAUAUGUACAUAUCUAAGACUUGAUGAUCUAGAGAUGACCACACCAUCUUGUAUUUUGCACUAGUGUAGUACAAUUGGGACCCUUUAAUAUUAUGCUGAGAAGCUACACAUUAAGCCACCUUUUUUUUUACUAAGGGGGAUGCUCUCAUUCUGUUAGAUUGUAUAAAUGAUAUCCUGUCCGGAAGGAAAGGAGACUGAAAAUGCAAUAAAAUAAAGGGACUACAGUCCACAAGUGCUUGUCCUUUUCCCAACAGUUUGUGUAGCUGUAUAUGAAAUUGUAAAAGGAAUUUCCCUCAGUGCCACAAAGCCUUUUGGGAUAUAUGGUUUCAUACCACAAAGUACAGUUCUUGUUUACACCCAUGGGCUCAGUUAAAUCUGUCUCUGAGGUUUUGAUUGCUAUGACACAAAGUGCUGCUGUUAUUCUGCUUUGUGGGCGUUUUAUUAUAUUUAUCCAUCAAAAGCUCCAGUUAAACACUUUAAUUGAGAAAUAUCUUGAUGUCAUAUGUGAGUCAAAUGUUGUAUACCUAGCUCAUAUCCCUUUAAAGUCAUCAGUCACCAUGGUUUGUUUUUUGGGUUGGUUGGCUCUUGCACCCUAAAAGUAAUGUUAAGUUCCACAUCCUUCAGCAUCUGUUAUGUUUUCCAGAAUGAAUUUAUUGGAAAGGUUAUACAUUUUGUGCAAAGUUUAGAGAAUGUGAUAACAUGUUGUAAUAAAGACAUUUGUAAUCAA